This is a messenger RNA of Xyrichtys novacula (pearly razorfish), 588 nucleotides long. NCBI's taxonomy places the organism in Eukaryota, Metazoa, Chordata, Actinopteri, Labriformes, Labridae. The record is from the annotation of a GenBank genome assembly.
AUGCUCCUCGUCCAUCAACCUCUGGAGUGUCCUUCAGAGGAAGCUCGGGUGCCUACUCCUGAAAUGCCACACUUGACCCAGGAGUCCCAAGAGCCAGAGGAGGAUGCGCUGUCUUUAGCUGCAUCAGCCUCCCAUUUUCAUGAGUACGAGGAAGGGGAGGUCUAUGAGGGGGCCUCUCAGGCCUCAGAUCAAGGCUCCCACUCCUCAGCCCAGACUGAGCUGUCCGAGAGCGGGGAUAACUCGAUGCAGGCCAUCCUGAGAAUGGCCCUGGAGAAGUUAAGGGUGGCCUUACCAGACCAAGCAGGGCAGGCCCCAACAAGCAGAUUCUUCCGGCGGAAGCCAGCCUCCAAUGCAUUCUCUGUCCCCCAUGCAGAGGACUAUUUGAGGGAGCUACAGGUCUGCUGGGCAGACUCGAAGGCCUGCUCCCGUCUAACCAGCGACGGUCGUGCGCUGGCAGCGAUGCAUGGUUCGGCAGACGUUGGCUUGGACUGCAUGCCACCAAUUGAGCCAGUCGUCGCAUCUCUGGUGGUUCCCCCAGAUGAGGCCUUGAGCCGGGACACCAGGUGCCCUCGCCCCAGUGCAGGCUGA